Hylaeus anthracinus is the source of this 1255-nucleotide messenger RNA. Its product is annotated as acyl-CoA Delta-9 desaturase-like. The record is from RefSeq and is a predicted model, not a curated record. The transcript has 5 exons. Gene Ontology annotation, molecular function: iron ion binding; stearoyl-CoA 9-desaturase activity. Bases 114 to 1145 code for a protein of 343 amino acids. Gene Ontology annotation, cellular component: endoplasmic reticulum membrane. NCBI's taxonomy places the organism in Eukaryota, Metazoa, Arthropoda, Insecta, Hymenoptera, Colletidae. Gene Ontology annotation, biological process: unsaturated fatty acid biosynthetic process.
GGAAGUCGAUAACGAGGGGGUAGGGAGGGGUAUCCCAGGGAUUUCACGUUUCGUGUUCGAAUCUCGACGAAUGAUUUUUGUUCGUUUGGCAACGCGAAGGUCCGAUUUGGAAGAUGUACAGCUCCACGGUGACCGAGUACGAGGAGAAGAAGAACGACGAUCGGCACGUAGAAGAGAUCGUGGAAUCGUUUAAGCUGUCGAAAGGACGAGCCUUGACCGAGACACCGAUAAUAUGGGAAAAUGUGAUUGGUAUGGCAGCCCUUCAUGCCCUGGCCAUUUACGGUUUCGUACAGGGUUAUCGAGAUGCCAAGUUCUGGACGUGGAUGUGGCACAUCGGCAUCGACUUAUUCAUUGGCUACGGAAUAACAGCAGGGGCUCAUCGAUUGUGGGCGCACAGAUGUUACUCGGCCAAGCUUCCCCUGCGACUCAUCCUAGCGUUUGCCUUUUGCAUGUCUGCCCAGAAACGUCCCUACAGCUGGAUAAGAGACCAUAGAACCCACCACAAGUACACGGAGACGCCAGCGGACCCGCACAACGCGAACCGUGGAUUUUUCUUCUCUCACAUCGGUUGGCUGUUGGUUAAACGACACCCCGCCGUGAAAGAAUACGGCAGUAAAGUCGACAUGAGCGAUAUCCGCGCGGAUCCUGUAUUGGAAUUCUGUGACAAGUACUUCGAGAUCAUCAUGGUGACCUCCGCCGUCGUUCUGCCAGUAGUGGUGCCGGUUUACGGAUGGGGUGAAACGUGGUUCAUAAGCAUAUUCGCUAAUAUACUUCGGUACAUCGUUGCCCUGCACCUCACUUUUCUGGUGAACAGUUUCGCUCACAUGUGGGGAAAUCGACCGUACAACAGGGAACUCAGGCCUACGGAGAACGCGAUCGUGUCUUUCUUCGCUCUGGGCGAAGGCUGGCACAAUUACCAUCACGCUUUCCCGUGGGAUUACAAGGCUGCGGAAUUGGGAGCAUACGGUCUGAAUACCACCACCGGUUUUAUAGACCUAAUGGCGCGCUUAGGUUUGGCCUACGAUCUCAAAACACCGGAGAAAGAGCUGGUCGAUCGAGUCAGUCUGAAGAAAGGGGAUGGCACCGACAGCUAUUGGGGCCAUUCAAGACAUCGAAACGUAACCCCUACGGCUCCUGUCGAUUAACGAUUCGACCAAUUCGUGGAGUACCUCUUGUUGUUAUUGUUCUUAUUGAUUAUUUUAUAGCGGUAUACUUUAGGCAGCGAUACUUUCACAUUUAUGCGAUAGAUAAGUUU